Messenger RNA from Gracilinanus agilis (Agile Gracile Mouse Opossum), 1107 nucleotides. RefSeq names its product fatty acid 2-hydroxylase (gene FA2H). The annotation marks the transcript as partial. NCBI's taxonomy places the organism in Eukaryota, Metazoa, Chordata, Mammalia, Didelphimorphia, Didelphidae. The transcript has 7 exons. Gene Ontology annotation, cellular component: endoplasmic reticulum; membrane. The record is from RefSeq and is a predicted model, not a curated record. Gene Ontology annotation, biological process: lipid biosynthetic process; fatty acid metabolic process. Gene Ontology annotation, molecular function: heme binding; fatty acid 2-hydroxylase activity; iron ion binding.
GCGGCCGGAGCCUGCUGGGUGCGGCGUGGCGCCCGACUCUACGACCUCACAGGCUUCGUGCGGCGCCACCCGGGGGGCGAGCAACUGCUGCGGGCGCGCGCGGGCUGCGACGUGAGCGCCGACCUGGACGGGCCGCCGCACCGGCAUUCGGACAACGCACGCCGCUGGCUGGAACAGUAUUACGUGGGCGAGCUUCGCGGCCCCACGCAGGAUUCUCAGGAGAAUGAAACUAUGGCCUAUGCCAAUGCUCGGGGUGCAAUUCCUAAUAUGGACCCAAGGUGCAAAUCAGUGGAUUUUGAGAAGGAUCUGGUUGACUGGCAACAACCUUUGCUAUGGCAGGUGGGCUACUUGGGAGAGAAGUACGAUGAGUGGGUGCACCAGCCCGUGGAUAGACCCAUCCGUCUCUUCCACUCAGAUUUCCUAGAAGCCUGUUCCAAAACUUCUUGGUAUAUUGUUCUCGCUGUCUGGUUCCCAUUGGUGGUGUACUUCAGCUGGUUCUACUAUAGAGCCCUGGCUCAGGAAAAUGUUCAACUCUUCUCAUCAUUCACCACAGAGUAUGCCAUCCCUGUGUCCAAGUAUGUAUUCCCAUUAUUAUUUGUUUUGGGGCUAUUGGCAUGGAGUGCCAUAGAGUACAUCCUCCACCGCUUUGUGUUCCAUAUGAAGCCACCUGCCAGCAACCAUUACCUCAUCAUGUUUCAUUUCCUCAUCCAUGGCCAGCACCACAAGUCCCCAUACGAUGACUCCCGACUGGUCUUCCCCCCUGUGGCUGCCUCCGUGGUGGUUGUCUUCUUGUACCUAUUGCUUGGCCUCCUCCUGCCUGAGGCCAUUGCAGGAAUUAUCUUCACGGGAGGCCUCCUUGGCUACAUCAUCUAUGACAUGAUGCACUACUACCUACAUUAUGGAUCACCAUCUAAGGGCACCUACCUUUACGAGAUGAAAGUCUACCAUGUCAAGCACCACUUUGAAUGCCAAAAGUCAGGGUUUGGUGUCUCCUCCAAGAUCUGGGACAGAUCCUUCCACACCCUUAUUCCAGAGACUUCGGAGAAGGAGCAGUAACACCUCCCCAGACCCUCUGCUUUUUUUUCUUCCCGAUGCAGUGCUUUCCUC